UAACAACUACAGUAUCAUCACAUUCAACGCUUGGGAAGUUAACUAAAUCUAAUUACCAAAACAUGGAAUAUAAAAAACUUCUUAUUAACAAUAACAAAGAAGAAGAUAUAGAGUUGGCUGAAAAACGAGCAACUACAUAUGACGCAUCAUCAGAACACAAAUUGGAAUCAGAGAAUAAAAACAAUAUUAAACAAUCUACUCGUCAAGAAACAGGAUCAUCUUUAUUUCAUCGGAAACCAAUAUUGCUUUUAAUUAUCAUUGCCGUUCUUAGCGUAAUAACUAUUAUUAGUAUUACAAUAUGGUUUAUUUUCAUUAAAAAAACCGAAACAACAAUUAAUACAACUACAGCUACAAUUGAUGCAUCGACAACAGGUACAACAAUUCUUACAACGUCGACAACAACAACAAAAAUGCGUACAACGUCGUCAACAGAAAUAGCAAUGCUUACAACGUCGAUAACAAAAACAACAAUGUUUACAACAUUGACAACAGAAACAACGCCGACAACAAAAACCGCAAUAACUACAAUGUCGAUAACAGAAACAACAAUGCUUACAACGUCGACAAAUUUCCAUACAACAACAAAGAAUGUAUCAAAAUUCAGUAAGUGGAAACAAGAUGCCAUCACUGUAGCUGGUGGAAAUGGAAAAGGACAAGAAUUAAAUCAACUCUAUUGGCCUGGAGGAAUAUUCGUUGAUAAGAAUAAAAAUAUUUUUAUUGCUGAUUCUUGGAAUCAUCGUAUUGUUGAAUGGAGAUAUAAUACAAAAGAAGGACAAACUAUUGCAGGUGGAAAUGGGCAAGGAAAUCGAACAGAUCAAUUGAAUUAUCCAACAGAUGUGAUUGUUGAUCUACAAAAUCAUUCGAUCGUCGUUGCUGAUCAUGGGAACAGACGAGUAAUUCAAUGGAUGAAUCAAAAUCAACAAAUUCUCAUUGAGGAUAUUGACUGUUGGGGUUUGGCAAUGGAUAAACAUGGAUUUCUUUAUGUUUCUGAUUUAGAGAAGAAUGAAGUGAGACGAUGGAAAAUGGGUGAAUACAAUGAAGGUGUUAUAGUGGCAGGUGGAAAUGGAAAAGGAAAUCAACUCAAUAUUCCUAGUUUUAUUUUUGUUGAUGAAGAUCAAUCUGUUUAUGUAUCAGAUCAACGCAAUCAUCGUGUGAUGAAAUGGAGAAAAGGUGCAAAACAAGGAAGAACUGUGGCUGGACGAAAUGGUCAAGGAAGAAAUCUUAAUCAAUUGUAUUAUCCUGCAGGAGUAAUUGUUGUUGGUUUGGGUCAAAUCUAUGUGGCAGAUUAUGGGAAUCAUCGAGUAAUGCGUUGGUGUGAAGGAAAAGAAGAAGGUGAAAUUGUUGUUGGUGGAAAUGGCCGAGGAAGUCAGUCAAAUCAAUUAAGUGGUCCCCAUGGUUUAUCUUUUGAUAAUGAAGGAAAUCUUUAUGUUGCUGAUUAUUUUAAUGAUCGAGUUCAAAAAUUUGAAAUAAUUUUGUGA
Adineta steineri is the source of this 1478-nucleotide messenger RNA. Lineage: Eukaryota; Metazoa; Rotifera; Eurotatoria; Adinetida; Adinetidae. The record is from the annotation of a GenBank genome assembly.